CAUCCAUCCUCUUUACUAAAUCAUCUAAUCAAUCAACCGCUCACUUCCACGAGCAACAACUUGUCCUUUUCUCCUUGACUCUCUUCUCAUUGCUCUUGUACACUACUUGAUCUGCAGUACUAAUACCGAUACCCUUCGAAAAGCAAGGAGUUCCGGGACAGUCGAUCUUUCACCAUCACCUUGACCACGACCUAGAGAUCUUCCUGUUUCGGGAACAGCUCUGUUGCUGCGAAACUAUCAGAACAACAUCUUGCACGAUCUGGGCCCGUCCUGACAGCUUUACAUAUUCGGAUUCCAAAGGCAAAUUCUCAAGAUCAAUACCUCCAAAACCUGGCCACAACGCAGGUGGGAUUCCGAGGCUGAACAAGGCUGCUCUCCGCUGAUGCGGCGUAUGCUGCAACAUUACGGCGGUUAGCGAAGAUGGGAAGGGUAACGAGGAAGGCACAGGAGAAGCACAAGGUGUCUCUGUCGCCUGCGGUAUCAGAGCUCGUCCAGCAAGUUUCCACCGUCCCACUCGCAGAAUUACCCGCACUCUUCAGCGGAUGGUCGCAGAGAUGGCCUUAUCCUCGUGGCGACCUGAACAACUGGAUUGAGCCUCUUGAUCGCUUCGACACUAUCCUGGAAUCCUUCAAUGCAAAAUAUGGCCUGGAUAAAGGUCCGCAGACAAUCCCGUUCGGCAUAUCCCUGCUCCUUGAAGGAAGCCCCGGUGUCGAUGAAAAGAGACUGAAAGAGCUGGGGUUUGGUCCAGAAGGUGACAGAGAGCUGGUCGAGGCGAUUCUGGUCUUUUCAAAGUUGCUGGUGGAAAAAUGUGCCAACCGAGCUGUCUACAACAGCACCGAUCGGUUGAACGAUCUAUUGAACACCACCUCUCUUUCGCUCCUGCACACCACUCUGCGCAUCACCUUCUACCUGGCACAGCGAUUCGCGGAUCGGUCAAUUGCUCAACAACCGAUGACGAACAAGUUCUAUGACUUUGACCAUGAACGCUUGAAGAAACUUGCGGCCCCUCUUGGACCACAGAUGUCAUCCAGCAAACGUGGAACAUUAUCCCCGGUGAAGACCACAAAGUCAAAAGAGAAGGUUCAGCAUGGGGCCAAAGCCAGACGAGGCUCGUCUACCGUCAACCCGAAUGACUUUCGUUCUCUCUGCAAGGACAUAUCCAAUCACAAGGACGGGGGCAAGGCAACACCUGCGCCUGAGCGGGAUUGGCAAGCAUGGGCACACGUCAAAGUCUCCUGGUCGUCCCAGAGCUCCGAGCAGCAGAAAUCUACGAGCGAAGAACCCUCCCAGAUCUCGGAGACUCCUUCAACUCCCACCCCAAUCAGACAAUCGUCUGCACUUGGCAGAAUUGACACCAGCGGUUCACCCAACGGAAAUGCUAGUCACCAGAGUCCUAUGCAACAUGACUCAGAGGACAUCAUGAAGCAUGUCGAGCUCUCGCCGACAGAAUUAGCAAGUACUUCGAUCGAGUCCAUACUGCGUGACCAACCAGUGGACAUGCCACCAAAAGCACGAUACGAGCUGCUGCACCAGCUUCGUGUCGCCUAUGGUUUGAUGACCUCACCCAAGACUCGAAAAGAAUUGCUCGCCAUUCGGCUCCUCGCAAUCAUCAGCCUGGCGAACGUAUUGGUGGAGGCUGAGUUCUCUCGGACAAUCCUUCCCAUCGAGCAUGGAGUGAAGACUUACGAAUUAAUUCAGCAACUCGUCAGUCUAGUCCACGACACGAAGAAGGGUCACUCGUCCGUUUCUCUGUACCUGCAAACCCUCGCCAUGGAAACAAUGGCCCAGCUGGCUCAUUUCAGAUCAUUCGGUUCAGACAUCAAUGCCGCCUUAGGAGCUGGCUCUUCUCAAGGCCUUCUAUCUCAAUUGAUCAUGAAAGGCCUGAACGACAUCGCGCAGGACAAUGACAGUACAGAUACGCCUGUUGGAGAUGAUUGGCGAGAGGCGAUCUUUUCUAUGCCGCGAACUCUGAUCGAAGUGACUGGUCACCACGGCCGAUCUAGUGAGGCUGUCAUAGCUUCCAGCUUCAUCACCACAUACUUGUCUGGCUUCGAUGUCACGACUGGCAAAGCUCUCCGUGUCCACUUGCGGAUGCUUGAUUUCAUCAAGAUGUUCUUUCACCAUUUCAAGGAUGGCCUAACCACUCUCCUAGCAAGCAACGCUUUCGAAAAUAUUAGUAAUCUUCUCGGCAAGUUGGUGAAUAGCGCAUGGACUAUGCUUCAGGCGGGUGAGGGUAUCCCGGUGCAGUACAAGACUCGUGCAACCGACUAUGAGAUUCCAUACAUGCAUCAGCAGAUCAUCAGAUCAGUUGUCGACAUGAUCAACGACAUUAGCACCCAUCAGGGUACCCAAGCAGAUCGAGUUCUGAGAAGUUUAGUCGACUCUCAAGCUUUGCUUCGUGCCUUCCGUCUCGUCAUCGAUCAUUUGGCCGCUUUCGGUGCACACACCUGGAGCGAAGUUGUCAAAGCCAUCUGUGGAUUCCUCCACAAUGAGCCAACCAGCUACACUGUCAUUUCAGAAGCAGGUAUCAUACAGAGCCUAUUGGAAACUGUAACCGCCGGUCAGAAGCCUGCAGAUACACAACACCCAAGAUUGGUGUCGUCGGAACCCGAGAAUCGGCCGCAGGGUAUCCCGCCGGUACAGGACGCAAUCAUCAAUGUGUCCCAGAUCUUUGGCGCCAUCUGCCUGACAAGUACUGGUUUCGAUUAUUUCAAGGCAUCUGGUGCUCUAGAGAAGUUCUUUGAAAUUUUCGAGUCGCCGGCACAUGUCAAGAUAUUGGGGGAUGCCACUGUAUUCGCGCUCCUUGGGUCGACUUUCGAUGAACUUGUCCGCCAUCAUCCAAACAUGCGGAAUGCAGUUUUAAGCGCUGUCAUCGUCAUGCUGUCUCGUGUCCGUCACAUCAGCAGAUCGCUCGCCGUCGAUUACGGUGCUGGUCCCAAGUUAUGGCUUGGUUCUGAGGAUGGACUUACGCCCUGCGGUGGACAAGCUGCUCUUUCUCUCGAAGUCGUACCGCCACCAUCAAUGAAUGCUGGGGGCUCUCCGCCACCUCAGGUGCUCGAGCUUCCCAAUGGAGACAAGUUGAGCCUGAAAGACCCGAUUUUGCCACCGAGCAUUGCGUCUGGAACCCCUCGCGAUGAAGACAACCACGGCCUCACAGCAAACGAUUAUGCCAGACCUGCCAUUGGGUUCUUGGUUACAUUUUUCGAGAAUCAGAGUCUGUGCAACAGCUUUCUCGACCACGGAGGUUGCGAUUUGGUUUUGGACUUCGCGACGCUACCAAGCUUGCCGGUUUCGAACAUCCCUUUCGAUAGGACUACGGGCAUGUUCCAGGAAUUGGCCGCGGCCAUUCACGUGAUGGCAGAAUGCAAGCCUUCCAUCGUCUUACCUACAUUAUCAGAUCGUACACAUUUCGCCUGCACCGAAUUGAAGCACUUCAGCCAGUGUCAACCAAAAGAUUGGUCAAGCUACUUCGGUACACUGGUCAAACCGACUUCCGCGCUUGAUGAGUCCUCAUCCGCUUCCAAUUCUGAACACUCAGGCGUUGGAGCAAACGGUACAAGAAUAGUGAAAGCUCUGAUGGCUGUCUUUAGCCUGGCUCAAGUUCUAGCUGAGGUUUUCAAUGCUCCUAUAUACAACGCGAGAUCUCCUCAGAAUAUGCUCUUCACUCAGGUCAACCUUGCGGAUAUCCUUGCUGAUAUUGCAAAGAUGAUGGGCGGCAUUUCCGCUGCUUGCUACCGGGAGGAUAUCGCCAUCCAAAUUGACUUACCUGAAGGCUGGGCUUCGGAGACUCGACCUGAGCAUUUCUCUACAGGUGAUGACGAAGUGGAUAAGAUCCUGAGCGUCCGUGGGAACGGCACACUGCUCCACGAAGACUCAACUUCUAGCACAUCAGAGAACAAUGUCAAUGCAGCUGUUGAAAGCUCAAAACUGGCUCAAGAGAAGGAGACGCCGGCUUUCAAGAAUGUCCAGACUCUUCGGUAUCUUCUUGUUGAAACUCCAGCGGCCAUCACAGAAUUUUUCUGUCGCUUGGGACGUGCCAUCACUGGCCGGCGACGACCUGACACAUUCUCUCGUCAGAAGACUGCUUUGGUAGCAAAGGCACUUGCCUCGGCUUACCUGACUCAGAUGCAGCCAUAUUUCCUCGGUCCCAUGGCUUCUGAAAAGAAUACCGUGUCUCGAUUUGGCUAUCUUGUGAUCGCACUAGAUAGCGUCCGCCGCAGUUUCUAUGACGACAGCCAUUCGAAUUCAGUGCCGAUACCACAUCCAGCUAGACAAAGCUUCGUUAUCGAGGCCUUCCGCGAAGCUGGGGGUAUUAAGAGCUUGACCUCGAUUGGAACAGAUUUUUUUGACCAGUUGAAGUCGUGCAAGGUAGAUCAUUCCAUGUUCGCGGCCAACACCGGUCUCAAGAUCUGCCUUGAUAUCCUGGAUGAAUUCACCAACUCAAAAAGUAUCAUGGAUUCGGCUCAGUCAAACGCCAUGAAGGUUACGGAUCCAACCAAGCAGGUCUGGUUCAUCCCGGCCCAGGUUCUGGUCAAUCUGCGCAUGGAGGCUCUGCCAUUAACCCGGCUGAUCUGGGACAGUGACUACGCGGAUCAAGCCUCGAGAGAUGUGGUUCAAAAACUGAUCUCUAUCCUAAAACACGUUCUUUUGGGCGACCAUGAAGGCGAGGCAGUUCAGAAGGAUAAUAAUGUUCCUGUUUUGGCACCAUUUUCGCCCAGAAAAUUGGUCAUUGAUCCCCAAAAAGUCAGCAUUCUCAAGGAUAAAGGUUAUGACGAAGACCUUGCUCGAGAAGCACUGUAUCGCGCCAACAAUCAGCCAAACAACACUCUCAGCUCGGCGGAAGACUACUGCAAAGCUUUCAAGUCGAAUCCCUGGCGCAGAAGACUGCCGAUACCGAAUGAGGACGUCGACCUUUCUGCGACCGCACGGGACACGCCAGGCGUCAUGAGCCCUCCGUCGAAUCCUCACAGUUUGGCUGCCGCAUUGGUGGGCUCUCCUUCCAGCGGGCUCGUUGAGGCGACUCUUGCGGAGGUCACGAAUAGUGCGUCCGAUCCGAACGACAUGGAGGACGUUGUGAGUUCUGGGCCUCAAAUGUCAUCCGCGUCUACACAUCCAGGCGGUCCCGCACUGACGGGGUCGUCUGCCAUGGACAUUAGCAAUAUAUUGAAUGUUGAAGAUGCUCAAUCCGAGAGCCCUGAUCGCGCGGACACCGCACCCUACUCAGUCGAGACACUUACUGAAAUCAGGUCGGAGAUUAGGGAAGAUCUGGCCGAUCGAUGCAACAAUAUCCUCAGCAAUCACCCAGACUUGACUUUUGAGUUGUCGGACCUGAUCAUCAGCACCUAUAAGGACAUGCGGUCCGAACACGCCAAAGGUUACUGGAGAAUAACAAUUGAUAUCCUGUUCGGCGCGCUCCUCUCAAUGGAAGUCGGAGAAGACAUCAAUGAGGUCCGUGGGAAGAAGAUUGCUGCUGCUGCUCACCUCGUUGCCUUGCUCAUUCAAGAAAAUGAGGUUUUCGAAGAGACACUUAGCAUCUUCCAGGAAUCGUUUGAGGGUCUCUUGUCGUAUCUGCGACUGCCAGCGUCGAAUGGACAACCUGGUGAGGACUCUUACCCCUGGGUCGCGCCAGUCUUGUUGAUUGUCGAGAAAAUGCUUUCGAGAGAUUCCGAGCCUGCCGAGGUCAAGUGGGAUCCUCCCAUCGACCUCGACUCCAGCAGCAAAGCAGAGCUUGCUCCUGUCACUGUGCUUGACCUCGAUGCGAAGCUAGAGCUGUUCGAGAUCCUUGUGAGCAUACUGCCACGUGUUGGGAAGGAUAAGGCAAUGGCUCUGGCGAUAACACGUGUGCUAGUCAUUCUGACUAGAUCUCGCGAAAUCGCCACUCGACUCGCUGAAAAGCGUAACCUCCAAAGACUGUUCCUGAUGAUAAAGCAACUUGCCAAUGGAGUUGGUCACCGACUUCAGAGCUCUUUCAUGAUUGUCUUGCGGCAUAUUGUCGAGGACGAUGAUACCUUGAAGCAAAUCAUCCGGAGUGAGAUUAAAGCGCUGUUCAAUUCUCGAAACACAAGAAGCCAACUCGAUACUACGACUUAUGUUCGAGAACUUUACCAUCUCGUUCUGCGCUCUCCAGAUCUGUUCGUCCAAGUCACAAACGAAAUGGUCAAACUAUCAUCAUGGCAGCCCCAUGGAGGUGGCGCUGUCGGCCUUGCGCUCAGAGAAAAUGCGGAUGCCAAGUCAAGCGAGGAGCAGAAAGCUAAGCCAGGUGAAUCUUCGAAUGAGACCGAAGAUGUCUCUAUGCAACCUACAGCGACUGUUGAGGCACCCAACGAAUCGCCCGAGACGCAGAACAAGAGCAAGGCCCCAGAGACCAAACCUCCCGUGGUCGAGCAUCCAGAUGGAGUCGUUCACUUCAUUCUUUCAGAGAUUCUAACAUACAGAAAUGUCGAAGACAAGGAAACUCCCCUUGAAACGGUAACGAAAACGGAGCCGACCCCGGAGCAGGCUACCCUGUCAGAAACAUCUGAUGAUCCGGCGCCGGUACGGAUACUCCAAGCUCAAUCAAAAUCCGAAAAGGCGAAGUUCAAGCCCGAAGAGCACCCGAUUUUCUCCUAUCGAUGUUUUUUAAUGUAUUCCCUGACCGAGCUCCUGCAUUCCUACAAUCGUACGAAAGUUGAAUUCAUCACUUUCAAUCAGAAAGCGGAUCCAAAGGCGGCGACGCCUUCCAAACCUCGAGCAAACCUCCUCAAUUAUUUCUUGGACGGCCUUAUCCCCUCCGGUUAUGUCGACAAAGAGGACUCGCUGUUGUUCAGGAAGAAAUUGCUCACCAGUGAUUGGGCCAUCAGGGUCAUCGUUGCGCUAUGCUCCAAGACUGGCGAAUCGGGAACGACAGGACCAGCGCAACGCUUCUCCGUGCAGCCACAAAUUGACGAUGUGAACAAUGAACCGGAUUUACAAUAUGUGCGGCGCUUCGUUCUCGAACAUGCGAUCAGAUCUUACAAGGACGCCAUCUCAUCGAGCGAGCCCCUGCAGAUGAAGUACAGCAAGCUUCUCUGUCUGGCAGAUAUGUUCAAUCGACUCCUGACAAAGCCAGCUGUGCCCGAAGGUUCUGCUGGAUCUCAGAAUACCUCGUACAAGGUCCUGGCACGGAUGAUGUUCGAAAAGAAUCUUACAGCAGUUUUGAUGAGCUCGCUUGCCGAGAUUGAUCUCUCAUUCCCAGGAUCAAAGAGAGUUGUGAAAUUCAUUCUCCGACCACUACAGGAACUCACCACUCUGGCCACCAAUCUUAGCCUCAAUGAACCGGACUUUGUCAAUUCCGUUAGUGCGAGUACUGAAGAAGACGUUAUUUCUUCUGCCUCUUCUGUCUCCGAUGUUAACGAGGAACGUGAAGAGACUCCAGACCUCUUCAGAAAUUCUGCUCUCGGUAUGCUUGAUCGCGACCGAGAGUCGGAAUCAGAUUCCGAAGAUGACGACGAAGACGAGGAUGAGGAGAUGUACGACGAAGAAUACGACGACGAGAUGGAGUACGAUGAUGGCGUUGCAGGCCCCAAUGACGACGAAGCCGUCAGUGAUGAGGAGGUAGAUGAGGGCAUGGGCCCGGAGGGCGAGAUCGAAGGCCUUCCAGGCGAUGUGCCCAUGGACAUCGAAUUCGUUGUCAAUGAUCCUCACAUGGACGUCGACACAGACGAAGAUGGCGACGAGGACGAGGACGAUGAAGAUGAGGACGAUGAAGACGAAGACAUUAUCAUCGAAGAAGAUGAUGACGACGAGCAUGGUGAGAUUAAUGGCGAUGAUGAUAAUGACAGCCUCAAUGAUACUCACAGGAAUGAGGGCGAGUGGGAAGACGAGGACGAGGGUGACGAAGAUGAUAUCAGCCAGGGACAAGAAGAGAUGGCAGGAAUCACCUUCGAAGGCGACGACAUGCGUCUCCAGGGGCAAGGCAACCUCCCUGCACCCGGCGUUCUCAGCAACCUUCUACGUGUGCUUGGUGAUCACGAUAUGGAUGGACCGCCUGGCCAUGCCCACCACAUUCCCCCAGAUCUCAUCGUUCCUGCUGCAGACAAUGGAGAACCUGGUGAUGAGGAUGAGGAAGACGAAGAUGACGAGGACGGUGACGAGAUGGACGAGAACGACGAAAUGGAUUACGGCGACUUUGACCACUUCUUAGCCGGUGGCGGAGAUGACAGUGAACGGGUCAUCUGGGAAGGUGCUCAAUUCCCACCCACACGCCGCCUCCCUCGACAUUUCCGCGGCCCGACGCAUCUGCGUAAUUUCGUCGGUCGCGUCCCGGGAACGGAAACCCGAGAGGAGUUGCUGGCCAUGAGAGCCGCAGGUCGACUUCCACAGCACGGCAGAUCUGGAGCUGAUGAUGGAACAAACCCUCUAUUGAGGAGACCUCAACAAGACCAUUUUCGCCAGGCGCGAGUCCAGCCGUUGGGACCAAACUUUUUCAUUGCACCCGGAAUGGGGGAUGCUGGUGGACUGGCCGGUUUCCCUCCUUUUGGCGCCGCUGUCCGGACAUUUGUCCGCCCGGGUGAGACAAUCGAAGCAGGCGGUCAUGGUGCUAUGCUUGACGCCAUACUUCAAGCGCUGCACCGUGGUGAUCGUGGACCUGAUGGUCGGUUCUCGAUUGCCAUGAAUGCACCUCUCACGGAAAUCCAGCACGUCCUACAACCGACAAUUGGCCACCGCCAUCGCGCUCCGGAGGAUUCUUCACGUGCUGGAAAUUUCGUGCCAGCACUCACCAUGACAAGAUGGCAGGAAGAAGCCCGUCUUCUUUUCGGCAACACCUACGUCGAGAAGAUCCAGCGUGUCCAGUGCCUAAUCAUGUCACUUUUGGUUCCUCUUGCUCAACAAGAAGAGAAAGAACGUCGCCGCAAGCGGGAAGAGGAGCAAAAGGCCGAACGUGAGGAAAUCGAACGACUGCGGGUGGAAGCAGAACGCCGGCAGAAAGAAGAAGAGGAGCGUGAAGCCGCAGCAAAGGCUGACGAAGAACGUUUACGCGCCGAGGAAGAAGCUGCAACCGUAGCCAGAGGUCAUGAUGAAAGUGGCUCAGAACAUGAUGAUGGCGAUACAGAGCCUAUGGAAGAUGUUCAGGCCCACGAAGCCGAAACUGGUGAAGAACAUGCAGAAGGUGACUCCGCCGAAUCGCAACCUCGCGUCUUCACUACCAUCAGAGGGCGCCGGCUUGACAUUACUGGGCUCGACAUUGACAAUGAAUACCUCGAAGCUCUGCCAGAAGAGUUGCGGGAAGAAGUAAUCAUGCAACAAUAUGCGACUCGACGCGAACAGGCCCGUGAACAAGGCAAUGAGUCUACAGCCAUCGAUCCAGACUUCCUCAAUGCUCUUCCUGAAGACAUUCGAGAGGAAAUUCGACAGCAAGAAGCCCAUGCCAUACGCCGACGUGAACGAGAAACUGCCCGUCGACAAGCUGCAAGCUCUGGUGCUGUAGCACAGGCAGAGGAAAUGGAUAACGACACGUUUCUUGCGACACUCGACCCAGCUUUCCGUCGUGUCAUCCUGGCCGAACAGCCGCCUGAGAUUCUGCGUCAGCUUGAUCCAAGACAUGCUGCCGAAGGCCGGGCUCAUGCUAGGCGCCUUUUCCAGUAUACCAACAUGGGAGAGCGCGACGGCCGCGAAGCUCGAACAAAUGAGGAUGGCGCUCAGCGCGACAACAAGCGCCAGAUCAUUCAGAUGGCUGACAAAUCUGGCGUUGCCACUCUACUUCGGCUCAUGUUCAUACCUCAACAAGGGUCUCUGCGGACCAAUCUAUGGCACAUUCUUCGAAAUAUAUGCGGAAAUCGCCAGACACGUUUCGAGGUCAUCAACCUUCUUCUCGUGGUUCUCAAGGAAGGAUCAACAGAUGUGAGUGCGGUUGAACGCAGCCUUGCCAAUCUAUCUUUGCGUGCCAAAGCAACUGUUGGACAAAAGACCCCGCAACCUCUGAAGCGUACGCUUUCGAUGCAGCCCGCUGGUGGCAUUAGUGAAGGGGUCACGCCUCUGGUUGUUGUGCAACAGUGUCUCUCGGCAUUGAAACAACUCUGCCAGAACAGUGUUCACACCCGCACUAUUUUCCUGCGUGAAGUUGAUAUUAAUCAAGCUUCGAAGAAGGGCAAAGAAAAGGCCAAGCAGGUCAAAAAUGUCAAAUAUCCCCUCAACGACUUGAUCAGCCUUUUGGACCGCAAACUGAUUGCGGAGAGCUCGUCUUGUCUCCAAUCGCUUGCGGAACUACUUUCCGCGGUAACUCAACCGUUAGCUGUCCUGCUGCGUAAAGACAAAGAGAAGGCAUCAGAAGAACAGAAGCAUGCUGAAGGUAGCCAGACGGAACAGCCCUCAGGCCAGGCAGAACAAACCGAAGCCGCACAAGGCGGAGAGACACGAGACGUUGAGAUUAGAGACGCCCCGGCCGCAGCUCAUGAUGGUAAUGAGUCUGGAACCGCAAGUGGUGUAGCUCAGCAAUCGGACCUGGGUGAAUCCUCCGCUAAGGCUGACAAUGAAGACACAAAUGGCGAUGAAGCGAAGUCGAAGAAACCGUUCGAGCCACCGGUCAUAUCAGAGCACAACUUGCAGCUCAUCGUCAGCAUUUUCGUCGCUCCUGAGUGCAACAGCGACACUUUCCAUUCGACUCUGGAGACGCUUUCAAGCCUUUCAUGCAUUCCAGGCACGGCUGUAAUCUUCAGCAAAAAACUGAUCAAUCAUGUCGAGCAUCUGUGUCAGUCGAUCUGCGCCGAUCUCGACGAGCUACUCCCACAACUGAAAGAAGCGCAGUCAAUCACAGAUCUGCAUGCGGUGUCCUCUACGAAAUUCUCCCAUGGAGGAUCUGACCAAGUCAAGUUGCUGCGGGUUCUUCAGGCCUUGGAUUACCUCUCUGCCUUCAAGACAGAUGAGGAAGAGACAGAAGACAAGAGCGUUGCCAAGAGUGUAGUCGCCAAUUCGUACGACAGUCUUGCCUUGAGGCCUCUGUGGGACAAACUGAGCGAGUGCUUGACGACAGUCCGAGAUAAAGACAACAUUACCGGGUUUGCUACGAUUCUUCUGCCUCUCAUCGAAUCACUCAUGGUGGUUUGCAAGAACACUUCUCUUAAGGACUCCAUGCUGGCCCGGCAAGUUCGGGAGCAGUUGCCAGGAAGUCCGGCCCCGGAGACCAUGGACGAGAUCCAGGAACUUUUCUUCAAUUUUACCACAGAGCAUCGCAAGAUCCUCAACGACAUCGUCCGUCAGUCUCCCAAGUUGAUGCAAGGCAAUGGCAGCUUCAGUCUACUUGUGAAGAAUUCCAAGGUGUUGGACUUUGACAACAAACGCACUUACUUCACCAAACAGAUUCAUUCUCGCCUCCAUCAACAGCGGCACAUCCAACCUCCAUUGCAACUCAAUGUCCGUCGUGACCAGGUGUUCUUGGACUCGUACAAGGCCUUGUAUUAUAAGACUGCUGACGAGAUGAAAUAUGGCAAACUCAAUAUCCGAUUCAACGGCGAAGAAGGCGUCGAUGCUGGUGGUGUCACGCGAGAAUGGUUUCAGGUUCUUGCUCGAGGCAUGUUCAAUCCUGAUUGGGCUUUGUGGCAACCUGUCGCAGCUGAUCGCACGACUUUCCACCCCAAUCCUCUGAGCUGGAUCAAUGGGGAGCAUCUUCUGUACUUCAAGUUCAUUGGUCGCAUCAUCGGCAAAGCACUACACGAAGGUCGUGUCCUCGAUUGUCACUUCAGCAGGGCUGUUUACAAACGCCUUCUUGGAAAAGAACCUAACCUCAAGGAUCUUGAGUCAAUGGACCUCGACUACUAUAAGAGUCUGGUCUGGAUCCUUGAGAACGACAUUACCGAUGUCAUUACAGAAGAUUUCUCAGUCAUCGAAGAACAAUUUGGUGAAGAAAAGGUGGUCGAUCUGAUUCCCAACGGACGAAACAUUCCUGUCACCGAUCAAAACAAGCGGGAAUACGUCAAUGCCCAAGUUCGCUAUCGUCUAACAACAUCGGUUCAAGAACAGCUGGAGAGCUUCGUUCGAGGUUUCCACGACAUUAUCCCUGCCGAAUUGGUUGCCAUUUUCGACGAACAAGAACUCGAGUUGUUGAUCUCUGGUCUUCCAGAAAUCGAUGUCGACGAUUGGCGUGGUCAUACCGAGUACCAUAACUACACCGCCAACAGUCCUCAGAUCACCUGGUUCUGGCGCAUCGUUCGAGGCAUGAGCAAUGAAGAACGUGCGAAGUUGUUGCAAUUCGUCACUGGUACAAGCAAAGUCCCCUUGAAUGGUUUUAAGGACUUGGAAGGGAUGCAAGGAAAUACCUUGUUCAGUAUUCACAAGGAUCCAAGCCAAAACCGGCUUCCUACUAGUCAUACUUGCUUCAACCAGCUUGAUCUACCAGCUUACGAUGAUUUCGACACGCUCAAGAGCAACUUGAUGACAGCGAUCAAUCUUGGUGCUGACUAUUUCGGUUUUGCUUGAUUGCCAUAUGUUUCGGGGUAUGCUGGCCACAGUCUUGGUGGUAAAAAUCGGGAGAAAGUUCCCGAAGGGGCGGUCUUGUGUGGUACCGGCGUUUAUGGGCAAACAUGUUGCUAGAGAGAGGCAACAGGAGCGUGAAAAGAGGCUAGCAAGGACAGCGGGUUUACCAAAAGUUGAGAAUGGUUAUGGCCACUGGUAUGGUCCCAGGGUAGCAACAUGAACUGAGCUGGAAGUACUCCUGGAACGAGAUGUGCAGAUCUCGGAUUCGGAGUCACGAUUCUUCUUUAUGGGUCAUCCCGCAUAGAUAGCUUAGCUAGUGAACAAUGCAUCAGAACAAGCUGGCUUCUACGCUACAACAAGCCACAAG
Exophiala xenobiotica is the source of this 12793-nucleotide messenger RNA. RefSeq lists its product as uncharacterized. Gene Ontology annotation, molecular function: ubiquitin-protein transferase activity. The record is from RefSeq and is a predicted model, not a curated record. Gene Ontology annotation, biological process: positive regulation of protein catabolic process; protein polyubiquitination; proteasome-mediated ubiquitin-dependent protein catabolic process. NCBI's taxonomy places the organism in Eukaryota, Fungi, Ascomycota, Eurotiomycetes, Chaetothyriales, Herpotrichiellaceae. Bases 421 to 12429 code for a protein of 4002 amino acids. The transcript is spliced from 3 exons.